This is a messenger RNA of Cryptococcus amylolentus CBS 6039, 219 nucleotides long. RefSeq lists its product as hypothetical. The record is from RefSeq and is a predicted model, not a curated record. Gene Ontology annotation, cellular component: mitotic spindle; DASH complex. Gene Ontology annotation, biological process: attachment of spindle microtubules to kinetochore. NCBI's taxonomy places the organism in Eukaryota, Fungi, Basidiomycota, Tremellomycetes, Tremellales, Cryptococcaceae. The coding region runs from base 1 to 219 and encodes 72 amino acids. The transcript is spliced from 3 exons.
AUGGAGAAUCCGCACGAAGCAGAACAGGCCGUUCUUCUGGAGAGAAUUAUCAAGAAUGUUGAUAAAUCAAACGAGGCUAUUGUAGAGCUGAAUCAUUGCCUGAAAGAGUACCUCGACUCUGCAGGAGCCGUUCACAUCACUUCCCAACUAUUUGCCAACUACUCUCGAAAUGUCCUGUACAACCUCGAGACUGUCAACAAUCUCCCAAAGCCUGCGUAG